Molecule: messenger RNA, 900 nt
Organism: Nicotiana tabacum (common tobacco)
Lineage: Eukaryota; Viridiplantae; Streptophyta; Magnoliopsida; Solanales; Solanaceae
Source: RefSeq, a predicted model, not a curated record
AUGAGAAUUCCUCUAUGGCAAACUUUGAGAUUGAAAUCCACCAGUUGUUCUGUUCCUUGGUGUAUCAUUGGUGAUUUCAAUGGUAUAGCCUCAGUUGAAGAGAAGAUUGAUGGGCUCCCAUAUCAAAUGAAGAAGAGCAUUGACUUUCUUAGCAUGAUUGAAGAUUGUGGGCUUGUUGACCUUGCUUUCUAUGGUCCAAGAUACACAUGGUCAAAUGGUAGAGGCCCAUGUUUAAUAGGUUGGAAAAGACUGGAUAGAGGUAUAGUUAAUGACAAUUGGCUAACAUCCUUUCCUACCACCACCAUUACCCAUCUAGCAGCUGCUGGUUCUGACCACUCUCCCCUCCUUUUGGAACUUCAUGUGAGGCAAGAAUACAAUCAGAAGUACUUUAAAUUUCUCAAUUGCUGGACUGAAAAUGAGUCAUUCAAACCCUUAGUUCACCAGGUCUGGUCCACACAUAUUGCUGGCAGUGCUAUGUGGAUUUUCCACCAGAAAUUGAAAACUACCUCUAGGGCACUGAGUGUCUGGUCAAGAGAACAAUAUGGUGACAUUUUUCAACUACCCAAGGAGUUUGAACAAAAGGUUAGGGAAGCUGAAGAGAAAUGGUUAUCAACCAAUGAUCCUUCUGAUAGAGCUGCUCUUCAUGAGAUUCAAGCCCAAUAUACUAAAUAUCUGAAGACUGAAGAAGUUGUUCUAAGGCAAAAAAUGCAGCUUCACUGGUUCAAAGAUGGUGAUGCCAACUCCAGAUACUUUCACAGCUUAAUCAGAGGAAGAAGAAGAAAGUUGUACAUUCAUAAACUAAAAAAUGAGGAAGGGGAUUGGAUACAAAGGGAUGAGGCUAUUGGUGAAGCUGCUUGUGAAUAUUUUAAAGAGAUCUUUUCUAAAAUAUGGAGGGGGUGA